AGAGGACAGAGAAGCACGGCUUUCUGCUAGUAAAAUGGGAAUUGUGGCAGCAUUUCGAUCAUGGGCAGGUAUAAUUAGUUUAUGUAAGCCUGGAAAUUCUGGGAUCCAAUCUCUUAUUGGAGUGUUAUGUAUACCUAACAUGGAAGUGCGGCGAGGCUUGCUUGAAGUUCUAUAUGAUAUAUUUCGCCUUCCUCUUCCUGUUGUGACAGAAGAAUUUAUAGAAGCACUUCUCAGUGUAGAUCCAAGCCAUUUUCAGGACAGCUGGAGACUUUCUGAUGGCUUUGUAGCUGCAGAAGCUAAAGUUAUAUUACCUCACCGAGCCAGAUCCAGGCCUGACCUCAUGGACAAUUACUUGGCCCUGGUUCUCUCUGCUUUCAUUAGAAAUGGACUCUUAGAAGGUCUAGUUGAAGUAAUCACAAGCAGCAAUGAUCAUAUAUCUGUCAGAGCAACUAUCUUACUGGGGGAACUUUUGCAUAUGGCAAACACCAUUCUCCCACAUUGUCACAGCCAUCAUUUACACUGCUUACCAACUUUAAUGAAUAUGGCAGCUUCUUUUGACAUUGUAAAGGAGAAGAGACUACGAGCCAGUGCUGCACUGAACUGCUUGAAACGCUUUCAUGAAAUGAAGAAAAGAGGACCUAAACCUUACAGUCUUCAUCUAGAUCACAUUGUUCAGAAAGCUAUGUCAACACAUCAGCGAAGAGAUCAGUAUCACGUGCAGAAAGAUAUCUUUAUUCUUAAGGAUACUGAAGAAGCACUAUCAAUGAAUCUGAGAGAUAGCCAAGUUCUUCAUCACAAAGAAAAUCUGGAAUGGAAUUGGAAUCUGAUAGGGACCAUACUUAAGUGGCCAAAUAUUAACUUAAAGACUAACAAGGAUGAACAAUUACACAGAUUUGUACGACGGCUGAUGUAUUUUUACAAGCCUAGCAGUAAAUUGUAUGCCAAUCUAGAUCUCGAUUAUGCAAAGUCAAAACAGCUCACAGUUGUUGGUUGUCAAUUUACUGAAUUUCUCCUUGAAUCUGAAGAGGAUGGGCAUGGCUACCUCGAAGAGUUAGUAAGAGAUAUUGUGCACUGGCUUAACAUUUCUUCUGGAAUGAAACCAGAACACAGUCUCCAGAACAAUGGGUUACUUAACACUCUUAGUCAGCACUACUUCUUAUUUUUUGGUACCCUCUCCUGUCAUCCUCAUGGAGUGAAAAUGCUUGAAAAGUGUAAUGUAUUUCAGUGUCUCCUUAAUCUGUGUUCCUUGAAGAAUCAAGAUCACUUACUCAAACUGACAGUUUCUAGUUUAGACUAUAGCAGAGAUGGUUUAGCAAGAGUCAUUCUUUCUAAAAUCCUAACGGCAUCAACCGAUAAUUGUAGGUUAUAUGCUACAAAACACCUCCGAGUACUUCUGAGGGCCAAUGUGGAGUUCUUCAGUAAUUGGGGGAUUGAGUUACUUGUCACACAGCUUCAUGACAAAAAUAAAGUCAUUUCUUCUGAAGCACUUGAUAUCCUUGAUGAGGCAUGUGAAGACAAGGCUAAUCUUCAUGCCCUCAUUCAAAUGAAACCAGCACUUUCUCAUCUAGGAGACAAGGGUAUGCUUCUGCUGCUAAGAUUUUUGUCAAUCCCCAAAGGGUUUUCCUAUUUAAAUGAACGAGGCUAUGUAACAAAACAAAUGGAGAAAUGGCAGAAGGAAUACAAUUUAAAAUAUGUCGACUUGAUAGAAGAACAAUUAAAUGAAGCACUUACUACGUACCGCAAACCUGUUGAUGGUGAUAAUUAUGUUCGUCGGAGCAACCAAAGAUUACAGCGGCCACAUGUCUACUUGCCAGUUCACCUCUAUGGCCAACUAGUACACCACAAAACAGGCUGUCAUUUGUUGGAAGCUCAGAGUAUCGUUCCUGACAUGAGUUACACUGUCCGUUCCCCUAUGCUGGAAAAGUGGGAGGGGAUUAAGCAACUAAAAGCUGCUCUAUGGGCACUGGGAAAUAUUGGAUCUUCAAACUGGGGAUUGAAUUUGCUUCAGGAGGAAAAUGUGAUACCUGAUAUAAUGGCACUUGCCCAGCAUUGUGAGGUCCUAUGCAUUAGAGGGACUUGUGUCUAUGUGCUUGGCCUAAUAGCCAAAACGAAGCAAGGCUGUGAUAUUCUGAAGCAUCACAAUUGGGAUGCAGUAAGACACAGUCGAAGGCAACCUUGGCCAGUUGUCCCCGACGAUGUGGAGCAACUCUGCAAUGAACUCUCUUCUAUUCCCAGCACACUUAGCUUGAAUUCUGAAUCUACCAGUUCAAGACAUAACAGUGAAAGUGAAUCUGCACCAUCAAGCAUGUUUAUCCUGGAAGAUGACCGGAUUGGGAGCACCACCACUAGUACAUUUUUCUUAAAUAUCUCUGAAGAUGCAGAACAGAAUCUCUAUGACCAUACUGGGCCUGUGAAGGAUAAGGACCGCAAUCCCUUCCCCUUUUUCUCCUCCCGCAGACUUGUCAGGAAUCGCAUUUUGAAUUCUCUUACCCUGCCCAAUAAAAAGCUGAGGAGCAGCAGUGAUCCCAAAGGAGGCAAGCUGUCUUCCUUGGAGAACAAGAUGGGCUUAAGGCGAAACCGGACAGUAACAGAACCUUGCAGCAGCAUGGAUUUUACACGGGGAGAUGACUUUACCCCAGUGUUCAAGGUUCCUAAGAUUCACACUCUGAAACGAGAAACUUCGUUUGUUGGGAACAAGCAUAACGAAGAUGCAGAUAGUACUCCAAGUCUUGGUGAAAAUGACCUUAAGCUUCCCAAAAGUCUUGGCCAUGAAAAUCAUAGGGAGAACUCCAGCCGAGAGAGACUAAUAGAAGUUUCCACGCAGACUCAUUUCAAAAGUCGUAGUUUGAGUUUCAAUACAGACACGACCACAAGUGGCAUAAGUUCAAUGAGCUCGAGCCCUUCCCGGGAGACUAUGGGAGUGGAUUCCACCAAUAUAGACACUGACUGUGGGAGCUUAAGUACUGUGGUGAGUACCAAGACCAUUAAAACAAUUCAGUGUUCAACCCCACAGUCUAACCACCUCCCUCUGUCAAAGUCAAAUUCUGUCUCCCUGGUACCGCCGGGGUCUUCGCACACGCUUCCUCGGAGAGCACAGUCACUAAAAGCUCCUUCCCUCGCGACUAUAAAAAGCCUGGCUGAUUAUAAUUUUAGUUACACCAGUUCUCGAGAUGCAUUUGGAUAUGCAACACUGAAACGCUUACAACAACAGAGGAUGCAUCCCUCUCUGUCACAUUCUGAAGCCCUAGCUUCUCCAGCAAAGGAUGUUCUCUUCACAGACACAAUCACAAUGAAAUCUGGCAGUCUAGACUCUCGACUAACACCCAACCGAUUCAUGAGAGCUUUGAGCUAUGCAUCAUCCUUAGAUAAAGAAGAUUUAUUAAGCCCUAUAAACCAAAAUACAUUGCAGCGUUCUUCUUCUGUUCGUUCCAUGGUGUCUAAUGCUACCUAUGGUAGCUCAGACGAUUACAUUGGACUUGCUCUCCCGGUUGACAUCAAUGAAAUAUUUCAGGUAAAAGAAACCCCAUAUUUCCAGAAGAAAACAAUAAUUUCAUUUGAUGAUCGGGGCACUCGGGUCUUUGCCCAGGAUGCUGCAGGUUUGCCUUGUGAGUCUGCUGAGUUUGUAAAGAGUCCCUUCCAGAUGCUUCGUCAGCAAAUAAGUCUUACGGAGAUUAUGAACACAAGCCGUUCAGAUGCCUCCCAGUUCCUAGAAAACAUGGAAGACACUGGACUCCAAGAACACACUGAAGAUAAUUGUCUCUAUUGUGUUUGUACAUACAUCCUAGAUUGUCAGCAUAAUAACAAACUGAACUCUGCAUAUAGUCACACAGAAUUUUCAGACAUUCCUUAUUCAGACUGGUGUGGAAAGGCUAUGCAUAAUCAUUUGGAUGUGGUUUCACAUUCCUCAAAGUUUUCUGGAAUUUCAGGAUGUAGUGAUGCUGUAUCCCAUGGAUCAGCUAGUAGUACCAAGAGUACUGAUCUCAUCAUAGGCAUGAAAUCAAUCCCAGAUGAUACUCCAGUAUGCCGCAUACUACUGAGAAAGGAAGUUUUGCGAUUAGUAAUCAACUUGAGUAGCUCAGUAGGAACUAAAGGUCAUGAAACCGGUCUCUUGACAAUUAAAGAGAAGUUUCCCCAAGCAUUUGAUGAUAUAUGCCUUUACUCUGAAGUAUCCUACUUGCUAGCUCACUGCACUUUUCGAUUACCAUCUAGACGGUUCAUUCAAGAACUCUUUCAAGAUGUACAGUUUUUACAGAUGCAUGAAGAAGCAGAAGCUAUUUUAGUCUCACUGGCAAAUCAACAAACAGAUAGCCCAUCAACUGAAUCCUGACCUCUUGUUUUCCAUGAUGUGAUAAAUGUGAAGUUACUAGUAGCAUUCAAUAACACCUAAUUGAAUGGGCAACAGAGAAGUAUCAUCUUCUGAAUUGUUCCAGGAAUUCUGGUACAUG
Messenger RNA from Protobothrops mucrosquamatus (brown spotted pit viper), 4445 nucleotides. RefSeq names its product RPTOR independent companion of MTOR complex 2 (gene RICTOR). Gene Ontology annotation, biological process: positive regulation of phosphatidylinositol 3-kinase/protein kinase B signal transduction; TORC2 signaling. The transcript has 29 exons. The coding region runs from base 35 to 4327 and encodes 1430 amino acids. Gene Ontology annotation, cellular component: TORC2 complex. Gene Ontology annotation, molecular function: protein serine/threonine kinase activator activity. NCBI's taxonomy places the organism in Eukaryota, Metazoa, Chordata, Lepidosauria, Squamata, Viperidae. The record is from RefSeq and is a predicted model, not a curated record.